AUGGUGAUGUCUUUGGAAGAAACCAUUUCAACUGGUAUCGGUGGUGGUGCUGCAGAAGUCAGCAAGGCGCAUUUACUGGAGUCCAAGAUUGUCGAAUCUAGUGUUCAGGUGACGAGAGAAACUCUGAUUACUGAGAUGACCGAUGAUGGUGGUGCUCCUACUGAGAAGAAGACUGAUGCCACCACUGCUGAUAUACUCCCUCAGAAACACGAGAUAGAGGCAACUGAAUCGGUUGAAGUCAAAAAACAGAAGAUCGAUCAUGUUCUCCCAACGGUGGACCUAUCUAAUCCAGCUCCUAUACCAACGAUUGAACCAGAUAUGGAUCACCUUCCAGAACAUCCAAUGCCCCCACAUCAAAAGCGCCAUGCUCUCACAAUUAUGAAAGCCAUCAAGAGGCUAAAGGAUGCUGGUCCUUUCUUGAAACCAGUGGAUAUAGUUAAGCUGAACAUUCCAUUUUAUUAUAAUUAUAUUAAGAAGCCUAUGGACUUGCUGACGAUGGAGAAGAAGAUACAGGUUGAUGCGUACGAAGCCCCAAAACAGCUGGUAGACGACUUCGAGCUGAUGGUACAGAACUGCUUUAUUUUCAAUGGCAAGAACUCUGUCAUUUCGCAGAUGGCACGUAACAUUCAGGCCAGCUUUGAAAAACAUAUACUACAUAUGCCGCCAAAGGAUGCUCCUGCGGAAUCUACGCGCCGGCGUAGAUCGACAUAUGAUUCAGAUGUGCCGAAACUACGCAGAGAUAGUGCAUCGGAGAAUGGUCGUCCUAAAAGAGAGAUCCAUCCUCCUAAAUCGAGGGAUAUGCCGUACGAUUUUCGUCCAAGACGUAGAAAGAUGACACCAGAGUUGAGAUUUUGUCAGCAGCUUUUAAGGGAGCUGAUGUCCAAGAAGUAUGAUGCCAUUUCGUAUCCAUUUCUGGAACCGGUUGACCCUGUGGCACUCGAAUGCCCGAAUUAUUUCAAUGUGAUCAAGCAUCCUAUGGACCUUGGAACGGUGGCAAAGAAGAUGGAAGAUGGUGAGUAUACAACGGCGGAAGAGUUUGAGAAGGAUGUCCGUCUAGUUUUUUCCAACUGUUACGCUUUCAAUCCAGAGAGUAGUGCCGUGAACAUGAUGGGUCAUCGAUUCGAGACUGUAUUCAACGAGAAGUGGGUUAACAAACCACUUCCAGAAGAUGAAGAGACAAGAUCGUCGUCGUCGCAUGGACAUGGAAGUGGAAGUAGUGGAGUUAGAGGAGGAGAAGAUGAUGAAGAUGAAGGAGAAGAGAUGGAUGAAGAUGAAGAAUUUGACGUGGAUAUGAAUUCGAUCACAGAUCCAACUAUCGAAUUUCUACUCGCCAACAUUGACAGACUACAAAAAGAUUUGAAGAAGAUGCGGCAAGAAAAGUACGAGCAAAUGAAGAAGGAAUGGCUCAAGAAGCAUCAUUCUUCGAAGCGAGGAAAGAAACGGCGUAGAAAACGGUCGAAGGCAAACGGAUCGACGGGAAUCUAUCCUACGCACGUUACCUACGAGAUGAAGAAGGAGAUCUCGGAUGCAAUGUCUACUAUUAACGACAAGCAACUGAAGAGUGUGAUUGCCAUCAUUAAGGAAGGUGUUCCAGAUUUGGCUGACGACGAUGAGAUUGAGUUGGAUAUGGAUCAAAUGAGUAAUACUACUUUACUCAAGUUGUAUAACUUUGUGGUGAAGGGUAAAGCCACCAAGCAAAGAAAGAGAAAAGGUGCUCAAAGUGAAGAAGAGAAGAUUAAUAGCUUGAAAAAGAAGCUUCAGCAGUUCGAAGAUGCCGAAGACGAAGAAGAUUCUGCCUCUUCUUCCGAUGAAGAUGGUGAAGGUGAUGAAGGUGACGAGGAUGAGAGCUCGGAGGAAGAGUGA
Molecule: messenger RNA, 1863 nt
Organism: Brettanomyces nanus
Lineage: Eukaryota; Fungi; Ascomycota; Pichiomycetes; Pichiales; Pichiaceae
Exons: 1
Coding region: 1-1863 (620 amino acids)
Biological process (GO): chromatin remodeling; regulation of DNA-templated transcription
Cellular component (GO): nucleus; chromatin
Source: RefSeq, a predicted model, not a curated record